AACGGUCAUUUACUUAUCCACUCAGCCGCUCGUUUGCCUUUUCAUCGCUCCACCUUUCACCUUCGCAUUCCGUUCGAACUUACCAAGUCGGCACGUCCGGGGUAGCUGCUACUCUGUGACUUUGCGUUUCGUGCGUCCGUUGUUCGUGCUUCCGCGUGUAAGAGAGAUAUCGGGGAGCGACGCGGAACCUUUUGUGGUGCUGUUGUUACCUGAUUAUUGAAGUUUAAUGAAAGUUGAAAAUCCCUCGUGAGCUGCUAUUAGCUUUGGUUCUGCUUUCACAUUCACACCAUCUGUCUCAUUCGUAUCAUCUCUCUUCCGCUUUUUCUCUGUAUUUGUGUGUGUGUGUGUGCGUUGGUGGCUUGGUCUAUUUCGGGUUCGGUCGGCGAGUUUUGUGCUGCUUAUACUGGCGGUUGGUGCGAUUCUGGAGGAGGUGCUUCUUCUUUCUGCCGUUGGCGUUUUGCAUCUCUGUGUCUGACGGACGAUAUGGACAGUUUAUGGAAGGAGACGUAUAUGGUUGGCACGGAGUGGGAUCAAUACGAUUCAGUGUUCCAGUAUGACUGGGACUUCUCGCAUUUGGAAGAAGCUUUCGACGAGGGAGGAGCUCUUCAUGGGCAAAAGGUGUAUCUGUUCGGCUGCACGGAGCCUCAACUCGUGCAUUAUAAGGACAAGUCUCGAGUCAUUCACAUUCCCGCGGUGGUGGCCGUCACUUCUCCGUUCCCGCCGUCGGAUAAAAUCGGCAUAAAGUCCAUUCAGAUGGAGGAGGAGAUGGUCGUGCCCAUGAAGGAAAUGAAGAUGGGAUGGGUGCCGUACGUGCCGGAGGAGGACGAGUUCAAGCCCAUCGAGCGCGUGAAGACGCAAAUCUUUACCCUCAAGUGCACCCAGAGGAGAGCUGCUUUGAAACAGCUGAAGAAGGAGCGGAUCAAGAAGUACGAGUACUGCUUGCCAUACAUUUAUCAGCCGAUGAAAGAGGAGGAGGUGGAAGUUGACACGGUUGUGUCCAUCCUGUUUGAGGUCGAUGGAGGCGCUGUCCCACCUAUAAUCUGCGACUUCGAUUGGGAGUUCGACGAAAUGGAGGAGUUCGUGCAGGACAAGAUCGACGACGGAGCGUUGGACGACAAGUACAGAAAAGAGUUCGCUACUUUCGUCCGCAAUGAAGUCAACGCGGCCAAGCGAAAGGCGAAAGAAGCCAAGGAGGCAAGGAAGAAGGCCAUUGCAGAUAUGACGCCCGAAAUGAGGGAAUCAUUGGAAAAAAUGAGGUUCUACAAGUUUUACCCUAAGCCAUCUGAAGGUACGCCAAAUGUGGAGAAUUUCAAGGCGUCCUACAUCAACAGGUACUAUGGAAAAGCUCACCAAGUGUUCUAGUCAACGCACUCGUUCUGUUGAUUCGUGAGAAGAUUGAGAGAAACGGGUGAUUAGUAGAUCCAUUGAUUGAUUGAUAUGCUUUGAUCGACAGGCAAGGUUGAUAGAUGAACAUAUUGAUUGAUUGGUUUCUAGAUUGGCCUGUCCAAGAUUUGUUAGAUUAGAUUAAUUGAUGUUUAGAUUGCUUGAUCAGCGUACAGAAUCUUGGGUCGAUAGGGCAGGGAGGGUUGGUGGUUUUCUGAUUUGGAUGAAAAUCAACGUGUAGGGCUGCG
Chara braunii is the source of this 1631-nucleotide messenger RNA. The record is from the annotation of a GenBank genome assembly. Lineage: Eukaryota; Viridiplantae; Streptophyta; Charophyceae; Charales; Characeae.